Molecule: messenger RNA, 2242 nt
Organism: Hydractinia symbiolongicarpus
Lineage: Eukaryota; Metazoa; Cnidaria; Hydrozoa; Anthoathecata; Hydractiniidae
Product: nucleolar RNA helicase 2-like
Exons: 19
Coding region: 16-2163 (715 amino acids)
Molecular function (GO): RNA binding; ATP binding; helicase activity
Source: RefSeq, a predicted model, not a curated record
AAACGAGGUUAUAUAAUGGCUUCUCUGAUAUCACGUUUUCUUGUACAUGUAAACACUCGAACUAAUUUUUUAGUGCAAAGUAAGAAAAUUUACCAUUUUAACUGGAUUUGUCGACGCUAUUUGUUACAACAACACCAACACGAGCUUACCAUGGUUCAAAAGGGGAAAGAUUUAAAAUCUUCUAGGACAGUUUCAAAAUUAAAGACGGAUAUUAGCAUUGAUAAUGACGGAAAGGAAAAAGACGUUCCACGAAGAAGACCAAGAACAAGAUCCCAAUCUGAAGCUGAAUUGGCAAAUGAGGUAAAAGAAGAAACAGAUUUAAGUGAAGGAGAUUUUUCAAAUUUUAAGAUAUCAAAGAAAACAGUUAAAAAGCUACUAGCCAAUGGUGUUAAAGAGCUUUUUCCUGUUCAAUAUAAAACCUACAAUGAAAUUCAGGAAGGAUUGGACUUGAUCGUACAAGCAAGAACGGGGACUGGAAAGACUUUAGCUUUUUGUUUACCAGUAUUGGAAAUAAUUCGAAAGGAUGAGGACAAUGUUUGUAAUGGUAAACAAAGGGCACCUGUUGUGUUGACUUUAGCACCAACAAGAGAAUUAGCUAUCCAGAUUUACAAAGAAGUGGAAAAAUAUAAGUCAAAAAAGAUGAAUGCAUCAUGUUUCUAUGGUGGCUCCUCCUAUGACAAGCAAGAAAGCGAACUAUGGAAUGGCAUCGAUGUGCUUGUUGGUACACCAGGCCGUAUUUUAGAUUAUAUAAGAAAAGGCGCAUUAAAUGUGUCAAAAUUAAGGCAUGUGAUAUUAGACGAAGCUGAUCGUAUGAUGGAUAUGGGUUUUCAAGAGUCUCUUGACGAAAUACUUUCUCAAGCAUACACAAAAGACAAUAAACCACAAACACUUUUGUUUUCGGCCACUGUUCCGCCCUGGGUGCGAAGUACGUCUAAAAAGUACAUGAGUAAGAAUAUGAAGGUGAUCGAUCUUGUUGGUACAGACAUCAAUAGAGGAUCAACUACUGUUGAGCAUAAUGCAAUAAAAUGUUCAUACUGGGAACGGCCAGCCACAAUAAAAGAUAUUAUACAAGUGCAUGGUGGGAAAUUUGGAAAGACUAUCAUAUUCACCUCAACAAAACAAGAAGCCAAUGAGCUUGCGUUAAGCUCUGUCAUUAACAUGGAUUCACAAGUUUUACAUGGAGACAUUCAACAAAAACAAAGAGAAAUCACUUUACAGGGUUUUCGAAAUGGUAAAUUUAACUGCCUUAUUGCCACUGAUGUUGCAGCACGUGGACUUGAUAUUCCAGAAGUAGACUUAGUUAUCCAGACUGAGCCUCCGAAGGACGUGGAAUCUUACAUACAUCGUGCAGGUCGAACUGGUCGUGCUGGAAGAACAGGGAAAUGUGUUAUCUUUUUUAAACAAGGCCAAGAAUAUGGCGUUCAAGCCGUGGAGAGAAAAGCUGGUAUAACAUUCACACGUAUAGGUGCACCUCAACAAGCAGACAUCAUCAGCUCGUCAGCAUCUGAUGCAGUCAGAUCAUUGGAUGAGGUAAAAGAUGACGUCAUUAAAUAUUUCUUACCUUCCGCCCAAACUCUUAUAGAAGAACGGGGCGCAGAGAAUGCUCUCGCUGCUGCACUGGCGUUUAUAUCUGGCACAACAGAAAUUGUCAAUCGUUCAAUGCUGACUUCACAAGCUGGCUACACUACUUACUUGAUGAAGCAAAAUUGGGAGUUGCGUGGAAGUGGAUUGAUCUGGAGUAUAUUGAAACGUCAUUUCGAUCAAGAAUUUACGGAUAGUAUACGUGGGAUGAGAAUAUGCAAGGAUAAACUGGGAUGUGUGUUCGAUGUACCAACAGCAAAUGUGAAAGUGAUUGAGGAGUGUUGGAAGGGCGAUAAGUUUGCCACGCUGGAACAAAUUACAGAACUACCUGAACUUGCUGAAGGUGUUGCAUCGAAUAGCUUCGGCGGAAGUAACAGUGGAUUCGGCAACCGGAGCAAUAGUUUUAAUCGGAACAAUAAUUUCGGAAACCGCGGUAACAACUUCGGAAACCGUAAUAACAGUUUCAAUAAUAAUAAUAGUUUUAACGGCAACCGAGGUUUUCAGAGGACUGGUACAGAUAGUAGAAAACGGCCAUAUAAUCGCGACAAUAAUGAUUCUUCGAAAAGACAAAGGAAUUUUUAAUAUUUGUUUUUUUGGUGUAUGUCACGCUUGGACUAAUUUAUGUUCGACUAUAAACUAAUAUGGAGGUGUCAUGAUACAA